ACAACACUCAAGUAGGAGGAAACAAAUCAUUUGUUUGUCUUGAACUCUUAAUCAAAACGACAACGUUUAGAUGUAAAAUAAAUCUCGGGAGUGAGGGUAUUUCUGUAAUACUCUUACUGUAGUAUUACUCCGCCUCGUCGGUCGUCUUCUUCAUUUUCCGUGAAGCUGAGGAGAAGAGGGAAGCUCCGAUCUGUUAGGGUAAUUUUCGUUCAAGAGUAAAGGAGAAAUCAAUGGCGGCGGCGGGAGGUGGAAGAUCGAUGCUUGGAUCCAUGCUUCUGUUUACGGUGGUCCUCUCGCUUCAAGAAGUGUACAGAGGGAAAUUAGCUUCUUCGGAGCUGUUCACGAUCCUUGGAGGCUUCACUAGCUCCCUCCUCUUUCUCUUCUCUCUCACAUUGAUAGGAAAUCUCCAGGAGUCUUCUGGCACGAAGAGUAGCUGGGGUGCAGUGGUUAUUGCGGAGAUCAUAGCUCUUGUAGCUGCUAGCACGGUGCAUCGAGUUUGUAUUACAACCUGCUUUUUGUUCUCUGCUGGGCUGUUAUACGAGAUGAACAAGAUCUCUGGAUACAUGCACUCUGAGUCAAAAUCUAAAAGGCACUGAAGGAAUUAGAGAACAGGAUAAUGUGUUUAUUGUUGUUUACAACUAAAAGAAGAUUCAAGGAUACUUCCAACUUCAUGAACUAAAGAGACUUAGAAUUUCUGCAUCUUAUGCUUGGUCGAUUUUGUACUUGUGUUUAUGACUCUAUGUUCUUGGAGAAAGUUAGUCAAAUAAUCAUAUAAUAUAUCUAGUUUUGAAUUAAGAUUAGUACAAAUUUUC
Molecule: messenger RNA, 812 nt
Organism: Brassica rapa (field mustard)
Lineage: Eukaryota; Viridiplantae; Streptophyta; Magnoliopsida; Brassicales; Brassicaceae
Product: keratinocyte-associated protein 2
Biological process (GO): protein N-linked glycosylation
Source: RefSeq, a predicted model, not a curated record